Molecule: messenger RNA, 1227 nt
Organism: Rangifer tarandus platyrhynchus (Svalbard reindeer)
Lineage: Eukaryota; Metazoa; Chordata; Mammalia; Artiodactyla; Cervidae
Source: the annotation of a GenBank genome assembly
AUGGCCAGCGAAGGUAGCGAGGGUGAGCACCCAUCCGUGACGCUCUUCCGUCAGUACCUGCGCAUCCGCACCCUCCAGCCCGAGCCCGACUAUGGGGCAGCUGUGGCCUUCUUUGAGGAGAGAGCCCUCCAGCUGGGCCUGGGCUGUCAGAAAGUGGAGGUGGCACCUGGCCGUGUAGUGACCGUGUUAACCUGGCCAGGCACCAACCCCAGACUCUCCUCCGUGUUGCUCAACUCCCAUACGGAUGUGGUUCCUGUCUUCCAGGAAUAUUGGAGUCAUGAUCCCUUUGAGGCCUUCAAGGAUGCGGACGGCUACAUCUAUGGCAGGGGUGCCCAGGACAUGAAGUGUGUCAGCAUCCAAUACCUGGAAGCUGUGAAGAGGCUGAAGGCUGAAGGCCACCAUUUCCCCAGAACCAUCCAUUUGACUUUUGUGCCAGAUGAGGAGAUUGGGGGUCACCAAGGCAUGGAGCUGUUUGUGAAGCGGCCUGAGUUCCAGGCCCUGAGGGCUGGCUUCGCCCUGGAUGAGGGCCUGGCCAAUCCCACUGACGCCUUCACUGUCUUUUACAGUGAGCGGAGCCCCUGGUGGGUGCGGGUCACCAGCACCGGGAGGCCAGGCCACGGCUCGCGAUUCAUCGAGGACACGGCAGCGGAGAAGCUGCACAAGGUCGUGAGCUCUAUCCUGGCUUUUCGGGAGAAGGAGAGGCAAAGGUUGCAGUCAGACCCUCAGCUGAAGGAGGGGGCUGUGACCUCCGUGAACCUGACUAUCCUAGAAGGUGGUGUGGCUUUUAACAUGGUGCCUGCCACCAUGAGUGCCAGCUUUGACUUCCGCGUGGCCCCGGAUGUGGACCUGAAGGCUUUCGAGGGGCAGCUGCAGGACUGGUGCCAGGAAGCUGGCGAGGGGGUCACCUUCGAGUUUGUUCAGAAGUGGUCAGAGCCCCAAGUGACACCUACUGAUGACUCAGACCCUUGGUGGGCAGCAUUUAGCAGGGCCUGCAAAGACAUGAACCUCACUCUGGAGCCAGAGAUCUUCCCCGCUGCCACGGACAGUCGCUAUCUUCGUGCGGUAGGGGUCCCGGCUCUGGGCUUCUCACCCAUGAACCGCACGCCCGUCCUGCUCCACGACCACGAUGAACGGCUGCACGAGGGCGUGUUCCUCCGUGGGGUCGACAUAUACACUCAGCUGCUGCCUGCCCUGGCCAGUGUGCCGGUCCUGCCCAGUGAAAGCUGA